AUGGCUUUCAUCCCCUCAGAAAGCAAGGCCAUGGAUGAUGCAUCAGUUCUUCGCAAGCCGCUAUUCAUUGCAGAGCCACCGCUGCACAAAGAUGGGCGGCCGGUUAUUCGGAAAGUUCUCAUCGCAAAUCGUGGAGAAAUUGCUUGUCGGAUUAUCCAGACUUGUCGCAAAUUGAACAUCGACUCCGUGGCGGUGUAUGUUGACGAAGAUGCCUCUUCCCGCCAUGUUCACGAUGCAGACGAGGCGAUUAAUAUUGGCAGCAUUGACCAAAGCACCCAGAACCCGUUUCUUGACAUCGACUUGCUAGUUCAAACAGCGAUCACAACAGGUGCCCAAGCCAUCCACCCGGGCUAUGGAUACCUGAGCGAGAAUGCAGAUUUCGCCCAGCGCGUUCGUGACGCAGGACUUAUCUUCGUUGGUCCAAGCCCCAGCGCUAUGUCCACACUCGGCGAUAAGCGUUCAGCAAAGGAUUACUUGAGGGCUCAUGCGCCUGAUAUUCCGUUGAUCCCCGGCUUUUCCGGAUCAACCCAGGAUGCGGAGGCUUUGAGUAAGGUUGCCCAAGAGAUUGGGUUUCCGGUCAUGCUGAAGGCUUCCGCGGGUGGCGGCGGAAAAGGAAUGCGCAUUGUCCGUGAACCAAGUCAGCUUGAAGAAGAGCUGAAGCGAGCUCAGUCUGAGGCUCGUCGCUCUUUUGGCUCCGACGACUGCAUCUUGGAGAAGUUCAUUGAGAGCAGCAAGCAUGUGGAAAUCCAGAUCAUGGGUGACUCGCAUGGCCAUGUGAUUUCCUUAUUGGAUCGGGAUUGCUCAGUACAGCGGAGACAUCAGAAAGUCAUCGAGGAGACACCUUGCCCCUUCAUUACAGAAGAAACACGGCAGCAAAUGAGCGCAACAGCGAUUCGCGUGGCAGAGCUCAUUGGUUAUGAGAAUGCUGGAACAGUCGAGUUUGUUGUCGAUAUCAAGACGAAUCGAUUCUACUUCCUUGAAGUCAACGCGCGUUUACAGGUUGAGCACCCAAUUACCGAAGAGGUGACCGGUGUUGACCUUGUCGCAUUGCAGCUCUUUGUGGCGGCUGGUGGAAGUUUGGGAAAUCUUCCUCAAGUGCAAAAUAUCACUCAAUAUGGACAUGCCAUCGAGUGUCGACUAUGUGCUGAGAACCCCGAGAAGGACUUUUUCCCAGAGCAUGGAAAAGUUCACCUCUGGCUACCAGGGAGUGGUCCUUUAGCCCCCAGCCGGGAUAUCCGUUAUGAAACAGCCAUCCAGACGGGAUCAUCUGUCUCGAUCUAUUUCGACUCAAUGAUCGCGAAGCUUGUGGUUUGGGCUCCAACAAGAGCACUAGCAAUUGAGAAAAUGAGCAAGGUUCUUGCACACACUGCUUGCGUCGGUGUCAAGACAAAUCAGCUCUUCAUGCAAUCUUGUUUAUCGAACUCGGCGUUCCGUGAUCCAUCAUAUACGACCUCGUUCAUUCCAUCUCAUUUGCAUGAGCUUCUCCAAGCCCCUUCAGUCAAGAGUUGCCCGGAGUUCAAGAAGAUUGUUUCGAUUCUGCCGAGCUUGAUCAUCCGAAGACUUCCGGAUUAUGCUACAGCCUUGCCAAGCUCCAAGCCUCUCCGUUCUGUCCGUAAACAAUUCCGAAAUCAAAGAUUUGAUCCAGUCAAUAUCCACUGCGAUGUCGUUACUACGCCUCACUGGCCCAACACGAUUGGCCAGGAACCGGGGCCUCGUUCAGAGCAACAGGUGAUGUGCAUUUGGAAACCAAAGAGUGCAGGAGAAUUGAAUACCGCCGAAGAAGUAUAUCUUUUCCCAGUUCCACAGGAAAAGGUUUCUCAAGGCGAAGAGUCUUCAGCUGCUGCCGAAAUCUCUUCUCAUUACAAUGAAAUCAGCCAGGCACUACGGACUGGAAAAGCGACAUCUUCUCCAGCCUACGCAGUACGGAUCAAUUCAUGGGUCCCCGCGGAAGGCAAUCCUGCUGUACCAGACUCAUGGCUUGCCUCGACUAUCGAGGUCUCAGUAACCGGAUCCAAGCUUGUGGCGCAUGUAGUCAUUCCUUCGAUGCGGGCUCAUACAUUCGCGGGGCAGGUUGAUCGUGCCCAGCGUAUCUACUGCCAUUUCCCUGCUAUUGGCACCCAUGUUGAGUUCCAGAGAGAUACUCUGCUUUCUUUUGCAGAAAGCAAACGAUCAACAGCCAAGGCAAACAAAGGAGCAGAACAAAGGACCGUCGCUGCACCGAUGCCGUGCAAAGUGCUCUCAAUUUCGAAGAAGAAUGGAGACGAAGUCAAGUCUGGGGACUCGGUCAUGGUUAUCGAAAGUAUGAAAAUGGAAGUCAACAUUUCUGUAACGGCUGCAGGGAAAUUCCAAACACAAUGGAAACAAGGUGAUGCUGUGCAGGAGGGGAAGAUUCUUUGUUCAGUUGUCUAG
Penicillium paradoxum is the source of this 2409-nucleotide messenger RNA. Its product is annotated as acetyl/propionyl/methylcrotonyl-CoA carboxylase subunit alpha. The transcript is spliced from 2 exons. Gene Ontology annotation, molecular function: methylcrotonoyl-CoA carboxylase activity; ATP binding; metal ion binding. The coding region runs from base 1 to 2409 and encodes 802 amino acids. Gene Ontology annotation, cellular component: mitochondrion. The record is from RefSeq and is a predicted model, not a curated record. Lineage: Eukaryota; Fungi; Ascomycota; Eurotiomycetes; Eurotiales; Aspergillaceae.